CUCUGUGACAGUUAAAAGCUAAUUAAUUAUUACUUUUUGUACCUAAUAAAUAUUAUUUCAACAUGUUUUAUGAUAAAAAUCUAAUGAACGGCGAAAUAUUAGGUAUUGUGUGGAAACUAGCGAACAACAUACAUACUGACAAUAUUGGAAAUCAUAACAUAUCAACAAUUUGUACGGAGCUGGACACUUGGAUAAACGUAGCAGUUGUACCAAACAGGUUGUCCCUGAGAACUUCCUCCACCCUCGUCAAUGGAACCGCCAUCUUGUACCAACGCAACAUGCAUCAGCUGCUUGAUGAUGUAAUAAAAUUGGACGAAGAUAUAGUACAGAGACGCCGAAGAAAACAUUUUAGCAGCUCCAGUACUUCAGAUACUGUUACUGAUUCUUCUGGGUCUACUGCAACUCCAGAAGAGAUGAGACGACAACCUACGGCUGAUUUUGACUUUGAUUCAUCCUUUUCCCCAACUAAGAGAGCUAAACUCGAUCAUAACGCACCGUAUAAAAGUACACCAAACGUUACAAUGAGUCGAUCUUCUAGUGACAAUCUCACUUCUGAAGAUACUACAAAUAAUUGUAACGAACAAAACAGCAAAGACAAGUGUAAUGAUAAUGAUAAUUGUGACUCGGAAAACGGUGAUGUGGUAGUGGAUUUGACUGGAGAUAAUGUUACGGAUAACACCAUAUCAGAAAAUAUCGAAAAUCAACGCAUAGAUAAGGAGGUACAAACUUCACCCAUACUUAAUCGAACCAGUUCAAAAAGUAUAAAUGAUGAGGAUCAAGGAUUCGAUCCAAAUCUCCCAUUUGGAUGUAUUUUGAUCCAUGAUAGCUAUCAAUCUAGGAUCCCUAGUAAAAUUGUGUUUACUUCCCUGAAUAGUAGUGUUAGGAAUCUGAAAUAACUAGAAUCUUUUGAAUGUUGGUGAUUCUCAGUAAAGUUUUUAGGUCAUCUGAUUACAUUUUGUUCCAAACCUCGUAGAUACUAA
This is a messenger RNA of Spodoptera frugiperda (fall armyworm), 980 nucleotides long. RefSeq lists its product as uncharacterized. NCBI's taxonomy places the organism in Eukaryota, Metazoa, Arthropoda, Insecta, Lepidoptera, Noctuidae. The record is from RefSeq and is a predicted model, not a curated record. The transcript is spliced from 6 exons. Gene Ontology annotation, molecular function: protein binding. Bases 63 to 896 code for a protein of 277 amino acids.